ACUCUCAUUUAUAAAACAAGCGCAAAGCGGGGAAAUACUUUUCGCAAGCUAACACAAUUAGUUCAAUGAGCUUAAACAUUUAGAAUAUAUAACAACACAACAAUAAAUAUAUGUGAAUGUCUACGAGGACAACGGUCACAUGCUUGAUAUCUGGCAGCAUUCCUGUUUCAAACAAGCAUUCUGUUCGCUGACUUUUGGAUUAGCACGUUGGCUAGCUUUAUGUUGACACCAGCCCUGUUGGUAGGACAGUGAAUCGGGUGACAAGCGACAUGUCAGAGUCCGGCCACAGUCAGCCCGGCUUGUACGGGCAAGGACGCAGGAGGAGGCGACGCCGGGGAGAUCGAGAUGUCGGAGCUCCUGGUCAGAAUUUGUCCGGUCCCAGUCGGGAUAGGGACUAUCAACCGAGAGAACGAAGGGAUGGAAGCGAGGACCCACCAGGUCCACUCAUUCAGAAGACUCCCAUCAUUCUAGCAAAGCCCCCCGGAGAGAGGGCGAAGUCAUCACAGAAUGCUCCUGUCAGUGGAGCUUCAGCCACGGAGAAGCCUAUAAUGCUAAUGAAAGCCAGGGAUGAUGGGGGGAAGCCAGGCACCCCUCCAGAGGUGGCAGCAGCUCAGCCCUCUAGUUCUGGGCCUUCAAAGUUAGAGAAGGAAGGACAGCGACCUACCCAACCCGUGUACCAGAUCCAAAACCGAGGAAUGGGUGCCUCAGCGUCAAGCAGCGCUGUUGAUCCCAUGGUUGGCCAAUCGAAACUCCUUCCCCCAGAGAAGAUGAAGCAUAGCAUAAAGCUAGUUGAUGAUCAGAUGAACUGGUGUGACAGUGCCAUGGAGUAUCUGAGGGAUCAGACAGAUAUGUUGGUGGUGGGAGUCAUUGGCCUUCAGGGAAGUGGGAAGUCUACAAUCAUGUCUCUGUUAUCUGCCAACACACCUGAGGAAGAUCAAAGGAGCUAUGUAUUUAGAGCACAGACCCAAGAAAUCAAGGAAAGAGGAGGCAAUCAAAGUACAGGGAUUGACUUUUUUAUCACACAGGAGAGAGUAAUCUUCUUGGACACGCAGCCAAUGUUGAGUCCUUCUAUUCUGGACCACCUCAUCAACAACGAUCGGAAGUUGCCUCCAGAGUACAAUCUCCCUCACACAUACGUUGAGAUGCAGUCUUUUCAGAUUGCUGCCUUCCUGUUUACAGUGUGCCAUGUAGUCAUAGUGGUUCAAGACUGGUUCACAGACUUAAACAUUUACAGGUUUCUUCAAACAGCUGAGAUGCUGAAACCUUCCACUCCAUCUGCAAGCCAUGACAGCACGGGUUCUUCUGGCAAUGACGAUGGAGCAGAGUAUUAUCCUCAUAUUGUUUUUCUACAGAAUAAGGCCAGACAAGAAGAUUUCUGCCCAAGGAACCUGAAGAACAUGCACAUGGUGGUGGACAAGUUAAUGACCCACUCACAUCUCAAAUACAAAGGUACACUGUCCAUGGUAGACUGUAACGUCUUCCCCGGCCUGGGACAGGACUAUCUGUCACCUGAGGUCAACAUGUUUCUCCUUCCUGUGCAGGAGAGUGAUGGCGAGGACAGUCUGACGAAAGCAGCUUCAGGGACGUAUCCGCUCUUCUCCCUGCUCCCGGGCUACAGAGGACACCCCUCCUUCUCCACCAUGGUUUCAAAACUACGUAGCCAAAUUCUGGCCAUGCCGCGCUGUCAGCUGUCACACACCAUCCUUACAGAGAAGAACUGGUUCCACUAUGCAGCCCGUAUCUGGGAUGGAGUGAAAAAGUCCUCAGCUCUCUCUGAAUACAGCCGCCUCCUUUGCUAACACCAGCUGACUGAACUGCUCCUGCAAAAAACUCACAUAAAUACACAGUCAAACUGGAAGCUUGGUGAGGAGCGAGCAGAACACUUUCCCUUACCCUGCAGAUUCAUGCUUGAAACAUUGUCCCUCCUUUCCAUGAAGAAGUGUGAGGUAGUGGACCCAAGCGCACCCUGCACACCCGAGGGUGGGGAUACAGAGAAAACCAUUGCUUCAAUAUUGUUGUGAAGAUAUGAAAAGACCAACAUUAUUUGAAAUUGUAAAUUUGGGGAGUCACGUGAAAACAUUAUUAGUUGUUAAAAAAUAAACUGAGUUUUACAAACAA
Messenger RNA from Betta splendens (Siamese fighting fish), 2118 nucleotides. It is a transcript of the gene smg9, whose product is annotated as SMG9 nonsense mediated mRNA decay factor. Lineage: Eukaryota; Metazoa; Chordata; Actinopteri; Anabantiformes; Osphronemidae. The record is from RefSeq and is a predicted model, not a curated record. The coding region runs from base 270 to 1799 and encodes 509 amino acids. The transcript is spliced from 13 exons. Gene Ontology annotation, biological process: nuclear-transcribed mRNA catabolic process, nonsense-mediated decay.